AUGUUGGCUCUGCGACCUUCCCGAAUUCUCUACGGCCUGGAGCUGAGCGACAUCGGCAAGUCAGGAGGAGGGCCCUCUGGGAUCGGGCCCUGGCUGGCCAGCAGAACUGCUUUUGCCGAGGUCCCCGAUGACCUGUGUGUGGUGACCUCUGGCGACGAUGUGGAGAUCACCAUUGCUCAGGGCAACUGGGUCCAGGGUGGGGUCUCUGGAACCCCGGGUGACGACUCCAUCAGCACCUUGGGCCUGCUCCUCUGCCUGGGUCUUUUGCUGCUGCUUGUGUCCAUCCUGGGCUACAGCCUGGCCAAGUGGUACCAGCGUGGGUACUGCUGGGAGGGGCCUAAUUUUGUCUUCAACUUGUACCAGAUCUGGAACAUGAAGGAUCUGGAGAUGGGUCCACCCUUCACCAUCAGUGGCCACAUCAGCCGUCCGGAUGGUGGCUACCUGAAGUUCUCCAGCAGAUUGGUCUGA
This is a messenger RNA of Mesoplodon densirostris (Blainville's beaked whale), 468 nucleotides long. It is a transcript of the gene SMIM35, whose product is annotated as small integral membrane protein 35. The transcript has 6 exons. NCBI's taxonomy places the organism in Eukaryota, Metazoa, Chordata, Mammalia, Artiodactyla, Ziphiidae. The coding region runs from base 1 to 468 and encodes 155 amino acids. The record is from RefSeq and is a predicted model, not a curated record.